AUCUUCACGUGCGCUGCGACGGAAUUCGUGGUGCUCUUCAAACUGCUUCCUCUUCAUCAUUUUGUUUAACGUUAUGUUUUUUUUGUUUGUUGUUGUUGUGUUUUGUGCUUUGUUUUUGUUUUUGUUUAAGCCGCGUGCUGCGUGGGUGCUGAAUAUUCGUAAAUUUGAAAAGUUAAAGUGAAAAAAGUUAAAGUUCUGUUGCAAGUUGUUGUAAUGAAUAAGUACAUAUAGUUAAUUGUGUGGUGCUAAAAUUUAUAUAAAUAUAUACACAUAUAUAUGCAUAUAUGUGUGCUAAAGACUGUACGACAAAUCUUUUGGGAGCAACGACAAACAUAUUCCAAGUGGGUGUGUGUGCGUGGCAGCUGCUAACCAAAGUGCAAUUGGAAUCGGCAUUGAGAGCGGAACUGCAAUCGGUAUCGGGAAUCAAGAAAUACAAGUGCCCAACAGCCCCCGUCCGCCCCCUGGAGGGGCAGCUGCGCUGCAGCUGCAGCGGCGCCAGCGACAACUAGAACGGCACAGACGAGCAGCGUCACAGGCAUGACGACGCUGGCAGCGACGUCGACGUCGACAGCGAUGCCAGUGGAUGGCAUUGGCACUGCGAAAAUGUUUUCGGAUGCGGAUGUGGCGGAAGUGCGGCACGUUGUGCAACGCAUUUUGGUGCCGUGCGUUUUUGUUAUUGGACUAUUGGGAAAUUCAGUGAGCAUUUAUGUUUUGACGCGGAAGCGCAUGAGAUGCACUACAAAUAUUUAUCUAUCGGCUCUGGCAAUUACGGAUAUUGCGUACCUGACCUUUGUAUUAAUUUUAUCAUUCAAACACUACGAAUACAUUAAAUAUCAUUGCGAGCUGUAUUGGCGACUAUAUGGCUUUAUAAUGUGGCUAUGCGAUGCAUGUGCGUACAUCUCAAUUUACAUAGCCGUGUGCUUCACCAUCGAGCGAUUUAUAGCUAUACGCUAUCCGCUCAAAAGACAAACAUUCUGCACUGAGUCGCUGGCCAAGAAGGUAAUAGCAGCCGUCGCGCUCUUCUGCCUGUUGACCACGCUCUCGACGGCGUUCGAGCACACAUAUGACAUCAAUUGGAAAUUGAUUGAUGGCGCCUAUAGGCCCUGCAAUCUGACGCUGGCAAAUGUGUCGCCCACACCGGCCCAGCCCACCCAGGCGACCGCAUGGCAUGUAGAUGAGCAUGCGAACAAUGCUGCCACGCCUCGCUAUCUGGAUCCCUUCGAUUUAAGCAGCGGCAGCGGCAGCGGCGCCGGCGAGUCAGACCACAUUCCAAGCAGACAGCACCGGUUACCAGCAUCCACGUCCGCCUCGGUGGGCGUGACAGCCGCAGCCACCGAACCGGCAACGGCGGCGGCCACUGCUAGCUUGCUGCAGUUGUCACGUGCCAGACGCAGCGAGGACAACUUCGACAACGAGGCCAGCUCUAACAACAAUUACAACUACAACAAUAAUAGCGCAUUCGCAUUUAACAUAACGGAAUACUGUCAAAAUAUGACUGUCUAUACAAAUGGGCUAUCGAGUCUGGGCCAAAAUGCGCUGUACUUUAAUAUCUGGAGUGUGUACACUUUAAUUGUAUUUGUGGUGCUGCCGCUCUUUGUACUGGCCACCUUCAACUGCUUUCUCAUUCUGCUUGUGCACCGCUCAAAGAGCCUUCGUGGGGAUCUAACCAACGCCAGCAGCAUCAGGCGUACCAAGCGUAAGUCCAACUCCGGUCUAACGGGCAGCGUAUCGCAGGAGAAUCGGGUGACCAUCACGCUGAUUGCGGUGGUGCUCCUUUUCAUUGUGUGCCAGCUGCCUUGGGCCAUCUAUUUGAUACUGGUGCAGUAUGUGGAAAUUGAAAUGAACAUACAAAGGAUUGCCGGAAACGUGUGCAAUCUUCUGGUUGCCAUCAAUGCGGCUGCUAAUUUUUUCUUAUAUUGUGUCCUCUCCGACAAGUAUCGGAAGACGGUGCGUGAGCUAAUCACGGGCUAUCGGUAUCGCCAUCGGCACGCCCGCAACAACAUCAGUCUCUAUGCGCCACACACGACGACUACGCUCAAUGGGGAUGGAGCCGGCGGCGGUGGUGCGAGCGGCUAUGGUAGUAGCUACAGCGGUGCAAGCAGUCGACGUUGUCGUGGUAAAUCGGCGGUCGCGAGGCGUUUAAUUGCGUGAGUCACGGGUUAAGUGCGGUUCCUGAUCAUCGAUAACUAUUAUUACAUUUUUUUUUUGUCUUAUAGCUAAAUCAUGUCUCAUUUUUACAAUUUGAAAGCUGUACAAUCCUAAAAACUCCGUGUUAGACUAAGCUGAGCAGUGCAUACAUAUUUUAACUUUUUACUAUUUACGACCAUACAUUUGUGCCAUAAUGUGAUGAUUAUAGUUUGUAUGAUAUGUAGUUAUCCUAAUCGUAAUUGUUGUUGUCCUAAGCGUCAUAAAUGUGUACUCUUGAUAAAUACAAUUGAGAUCACUUUCACUAGUUCAUUAAACA
Messenger RNA from Drosophila novamexicana, 2464 nucleotides. RefSeq lists its product as uncharacterized. Lineage: Eukaryota; Metazoa; Arthropoda; Insecta; Diptera; Drosophilidae. Gene Ontology annotation, molecular function: G protein-coupled receptor activity. The coding region runs from base 538 to 2151 and encodes 537 amino acids. Gene Ontology annotation, cellular component: membrane. Gene Ontology annotation, biological process: G protein-coupled receptor signaling pathway. The transcript has 9 exons. The record is from RefSeq and is a predicted model, not a curated record.